AUGUCCACACACGUUGAGGUCGUUUCGACCGAUCUCAGGCGGGCCAAAAUCAAGGUCACACCGGGGACGUACCUCGUCGAUAUCUUGGGCGAAGCUUGUAAGAAGCUCAACCUGAAGAGUGACAAGUAUGAGCUCAAGCACAAGCAGAAGCUGGUCGAUUUGACUGGCCCGUUCCGGACAUCCGGACUCAGUCCUGGCGCCAAACUUGAGCUCGUACAAAAGUCGAAGAGCGCCUCGGUGGUAUCUAUCGCCCUUGACGUUAACGGCCAGCGUUAUACCAAGAAGCUUCCGAGCGACAUGUCUUUAUGGAAGGUGAUGCGGCAGUUCGAGAGCUCAGAGAAGGGCUUGAGUAUCACCGGGAGGGGCGUGCCUGUGGGGACGAACAGCGGUCAGUUAUACCACGAUGCCCCGGUGGUGAAUAUCAUGGGUAGAGAGUAUGCAGCGAUGGAGGACCUGCAGAAAACGCUCUCCCAGUGCGGCAUCAACUCGGGCAGCAUGGUGCUUAGAGUUAGUUUCAAACUCGGCGAGAGGACCCUUUACGAUGCCAUGCGGGAGAUCGCCCAGUACCUCGACGAAGUGGAGCCGGAACAACCCACCGCAGAGGGAGCAGAGUCCCAGCCAGCUUUGGCUACCGAAGAGCCGAAAACGGCUGACAGUGCUCCGAGGGAAGUUACGCAACCUGAAGCCAUCGCGCCGGCGGCCACCGAGGAAGAAGCACAAAGUGCGCCAGCCGAGUCGAGCACAGCGGGCGAGCCCAUGGAAGUCGAUGGGCCACCUGCUACAGCUCCUGCCCCGUCGAAUCCUCUACAACCAACCGGCGUGUUCACCGCGCCAACAUCCUCAACCCCGGCCGCCGCCUACACACGCGAAGACGACUCUGUCUACGAACCGACCAUCGCCCACGCCCAGCUCCGCCAACAGCAGCUCCUCCACCGAUCCCAAAACACGCGCCUCAAGUCCGACGCCGAGCUUGCCGCAGAUGCAGCCGAGGAGGCAGCCCGGCUUGCCAAGAUCACCGAGGUCGAAGUCAAGGUCCGCUUCCCCGACCAGACCUCGGCCACGUGGACCAUCACACCCGACAAGACUGGCACCUUCCUUUACCAAGCGAUCCGCAACGUCAUGAACCACCCAACUGCGCCCUUCAAGCUGAUCCUCCCCGGCCCGAAGACAGUCAUACAGGAGACGGACAAGAAGCUGAUCGUCCAGUACCGCCUCAAGGGGCGCGAGAUGCUGCAUCUACUAUGGGAGGACUCGGUCACGGCCAGCGUGCGGCGGGAGCCGUUCCUCGAGCGGAGCGUCGCGAGCAAGGCGAAGGAGGUGGUGGUGCCCGACAUUCCGCAGAGCGUGGCGGACGAGCGCGAUGCGCCGGGGCCGUUGACUUCCCAGCCGGUCAGGCAGGAGAAGGGUAAGGGUGGGAGCGCGCUUGACUCGGAUGCUGUGAAGAAGAAGCUGGGCAAGUUCUUGGGGCUGGGGAAGAAGUGA
Chaetomium fimeti is the source of this 1482-nucleotide messenger RNA. Its product is annotated as GLUT4 regulating protein TUG-domain-containing protein. The record is from RefSeq and is a predicted model, not a curated record. NCBI's taxonomy places the organism in Eukaryota, Fungi, Ascomycota, Sordariomycetes, Sordariales, Chaetomiaceae. The transcript has 2 exons. Gene Ontology annotation, biological process: intracellular protein transport. Gene Ontology annotation, cellular component: vesicle membrane; nucleus; cytoplasm. Bases 1 to 1482 code for a protein of 493 amino acids.